Erinaceus europaeus (western European hedgehog) is the source of this 1580-nucleotide messenger RNA. RefSeq names its product G protein-coupled receptor 101 (gene GPR101). The transcript has a single exon. Gene Ontology annotation, molecular function: G protein-coupled receptor activity. NCBI's taxonomy places the organism in Eukaryota, Metazoa, Chordata, Mammalia, Eulipotyphla, Erinaceidae. Bases 100 to 1542 code for a protein of 480 amino acids. Gene Ontology annotation, cellular component: membrane. Gene Ontology annotation, biological process: adenylate cyclase-activating adrenergic receptor signaling pathway. The record is from RefSeq and is a predicted model, not a curated record.
ACCUGCGCCAAUGACACGCGUCCAAACGCCUCCGACCCGGUCUUGACCCCCAGCCACAACAUCAGCAACGGCAGCAACACAUGCGUGCCCCUGUCCAAGAUGCCCAUCAGCCUGGCGCACGGCAUCAUCCGCUCCUGCGUGCUGGUGGUCUUCCUCACAGUCUCCUUCUUUGGCAACAUAGUGCUGGCCUUCGUGCUGCAGCGCAAGCCCCAGCUGCUGCAGGUCACCAACCGCUUCAUCUUUAACCUCCUCAUCACUGACCUGCUGCAGAUCUCCCUUGUGGCCCCCUGGGUGGUGGCCACCUCUGUCCCCUUCUUCUGGCCCCUCAACACCCACUUCUGCACCGCCCUGGUGAGCCUCACACACCUGUUUGCCUUUGCCAGCGUCAACACCAUUGUGGUGGUGUCAAUUGAUCGAUACCUGUCCAUCAUCCACCCCCUCUCCUACCCCAACAAGAUGACCCAACGCCGGGGCUACAUGCUGCUCUAUGGCACCUGGAUCUUGGCCAUCCUGCAGAGCACUCCCCCCCUCUACGGCUGGGGCCAGGCAGCCUUCGAUGAGCGCAAUGCCCUCUGCUCUAUGAUCUGGGGGGCUAGCCCCAGCUACGCCAUCAUCAGCGUCCUAUUCUUCCUCGUCAUCCCCCUGUCUGUGAUGAUCGCCUGCUACUCUGUGGUGUUCGGUGCUGCCCGGCGCCAGCACGCCCUGCUGUACUUCAAGAGCCACAGCCUGGAGGUGCAAGCCAAGAAACGGGGCACCGAGGGGAAGAAGGAUGAGUUCCACGGAGAAAGCGAGAUCCCAGGCCUGAGUGGAGGUGAGGUCCGGCUCCAGGAGAGCAGCCUGGGAGCCACAGAGGGCAGCAGCGUGCUGGCCAAAGAUGGAAGCAUGGAGACCAUUGAGGGUGGCCAGAUCACAGAAAGCAGCUUCGUGGCCAUGGGCGACAUCCUGGAGGAGGCUGAGGCCGGCGGCAGUGGCAGUAAAGUGGAGAGCAGCAGCGUGAAGGCCCGCAAGGAGUGCAAGGAAGCUACCCACUGCAGCAUUGACUUGGGCGAAGAUGACAUCAACUUGGAUAGAGAGGAAGACCACUUCCGUGACUCCGAGGACGUUGAGGCAGUGAACAUCCCAGAGAGACUCUCAUCCAGUCGCCGCAACAGCGAGAGCGAUAUCCCCCUGCCCCGGUGCUAUGAGUGCAAAGCAGCCAAAGUGAUCUUCAUGAUCAUUUUCUCCUAUGUGCUCUCCCUGGGGCCCUAUUGCUUCCUGGCAGUCCUGGCCUUGUGGGUGGAUACUGAAACCCAGGUACCCCAGUGGGUGAUCACCAUUAUUAUCUGGCUUUUCUUCCUGCAGUGCUGUAUCCACCCCUACAUCUAUGGCUACAUGCACAAGACCAUCAAGAAGGAAAUCCAGGAUUUGCUGAAGAGGCUCUUCUGCAGGGAGAGGACCCCCCAAGAAGACAGUCACCCAGACCUCGCUGGAACGGAUGGUGGCACGGAUGGUGGCACUGAAGGCAGGGUUAUCCCCUCUCAUGAUUCUGCCACUCUGCCUUGAAGCUAUUUGGAAGGCAAGUCAUGAACUGUGCACAAGAG